Messenger RNA from Apaloderma vittatum (bar-tailed trogon), 462 nucleotides. RefSeq names its product ORM1-like protein 3. Lineage: Eukaryota; Metazoa; Chordata; Aves; Trogoniformes; Trogonidae. Gene Ontology annotation, cellular component: endoplasmic reticulum membrane. Gene Ontology annotation, biological process: negative regulation of ceramide biosynthetic process; ceramide metabolic process; intracellular sphingolipid homeostasis. The transcript has 3 exons. Bases 1 to 462 code for a protein of 153 amino acids. The record is from RefSeq and is a predicted model, not a curated record.
AUGAACGUGGGAACAGCUCACAGCGAGGUGAAUCCCAACACCCGUGUCAUGAACAGCCGGGGCAUCUGGCUGUCCUACAUCCUUGGCAUCGGCCUGCUGCACGUCGUCCUCCUGAGCAUCCCCUUCUUCAGCGUCCCCGUGGUUUGGACUCUUACCAACAUCAUCCACAACAUGAGUAUGUACAUCUUCCUACAUACCGUGAAGGGGACUCCCUUUGAGACUCCGGACCAGGGCAAGGCUCGGCUGCUGACGCACUGGGAGCAGAUGGACUACGGCGUGCAGUUCACGGCCUCGCGCAAGUUCCUCACCAUCAUGCCCAUCGUGCCGUAUUUUCUAACCAGCUUUUACACAAAGUAUGACCGGAUACACUUCAUAAUCAACACCAUCUCCCUUAUGAGCGUCCUGAUCCCCAAACUGCCUCAGUUUCACGGAGUCCGGAUCUUUGGGAUCAACAAGUACUGA